AAAGCGUGUCGCGUCUGGCCAACAGUUUAUCUGUGCUCUCUGGCGCCCCCACUCCCCUAGAGGACACAAACCAAAAGUGCAGCCGUCAGUGGGUUGGUCAUUGACCGACUGCAGCUGGAGAGACAAAAACCCCGUCUGGCGCCCAGGCUAAGCUCCUCUCAGUAUGUCAGACGAUCACACGGACUACAGAAUGAACUCUGGCGUGUCUGACGGCCAAGCGGUGCAGUACAACUCGGGACAGACCAUGGCGAGUGUGGAGGUCUCGGCCCAGGGCGGCUAUGGCCUGCCUUCAGGGCAAGCAGAUGUCACCAGGACGGAGCUGAAGGAGAACGGCGUACCGGUCCAGAUGGGCCCCGGAGACGGCAUCAUGACUGUGGAGCUCCCGAGAGUGGAAACGGCGACGGAGUCACCAUCUGAAGAAGGAGCGGAAGAACUUGCGUCUGAUGUCUCGGAAACGAAGAGCACGCCGUCGGCGGAGAGUGAGCCCCUGGCACCAGCCAUCCCAGAAGGAAGUGAAACGACUCCCCUGGAUGUUCAAGAAGCCAGCUCAGGCAAAGCCAAGCCUGAAGCUGUCAAAGAGGAGGCUGGAGCUGUGGAUAAAAAGCCAAAGACCCCCACUCCAUCUUCUGCUAAAGCUAGAUCCACCACCACCCCAAAACGACCCUCUUCAGUCACAAGCAUCCAUGUGAAAAAACCUGCCAGCCCAGCCUGCAUCACGUCUACGUCCUUCACUAGCACCAGAGUGACCACCACAUCUGUGGUCAAAGUCAGCAGCUCCACAGCGAGAAGCUCCAGGACACAGGUUGAUGAGCAGAAAGCAUCCAUGAAGAGUCCUGCCUCCAGGAUUCAAGGGGGUAGCCGCGUUCCUACAGCUGCAUCCAAAAUUCCAUCGAAAACCCCCUCAUCUGAAGCUCAAAGGGCGUCUUCUUCAGCCUCUCCUGCUGAAUCACCCCGGACCCCUGACCGUAGCGGCUACAGCAGCCCCAGCACGCCAAAAUCUCCUUCUGGGCGAAGCUCUCAACAAACUUCUGGAGCAACCAAGGAAGUCAAGAAGGUAGCUGUAGUGCGAACUCCACCCAAAUCUCCAGCUUCUGUGAAGAACCGGACACCUGCACCAUUGGUUCCAAUGCCCGAUCUGAAAAGUAUCAGGUCCAAAAUUGGAUCGACUGAAAAUAUCAAGCAUCAGCCAGGAGGUGGAAGGGUCCAAAUAAUGAACAAGAAGAUGGACUUAACUAAUGUUCAGUCUAGGUGUGGCUCCAAAGACAAUAUGAAGCAUGUCCCUGGAGGUGGCAAUGUUCAGAUUGUGAAUAAGAAACUCAAUUUGUCCAAUGUUACCUCCAAAUGUGGCUCCAAGGACAACAUUCAUCACAAGCCAGGUGGUGGCAAUAUUGAAAUCAAAUCCGAAAAACUGGACUUCAAGGUGCAGUCCAAGAUUGGCUCUCUUGAAAACAUCGGACACGUUCCAGGAGGUGGAAACAAGAAGAAGGAAAAAGAGGCAUCAAGGGGCGACAAACUUCCCUCAAAAAACGGGGCCCCUCCGUCCCCCGAUAAGGAGAGCCUGAUGCCAGUUAGCGAGAGCCCAGCGGCCGAAGAAAUCGCAAUUGUUGAAACGCACGAGACAAAUCGAGUCACACAAACUGGCCUUCCGUGAACAGGCCAAGGCCCGCACUGACCACGGAGCAGAGAUCGUCUACAAGUCCCCCACGGCGUCCACGGAGGGCUCUCCCCGCCGCCUUAGCAACGUCUCCUCCACCGGCAGCAUCAACAUGAUGGAUUCUCCUCAGCUUGCCACGUUAGCCGACGAGGUCUCCGCUUCCCUGGCCAAACAAGGCUUGUGAUUUGCUUCCUCAGCCUGCUGUAGCCUUUUUGGUUUUUUUUUUUUUUUUUUGCC
Molecule: messenger RNA, 1891 nt
Organism: Erpetoichthys calabaricus (reedfish)
Lineage: Eukaryota; Metazoa; Chordata; Cladistia; Polypteriformes; Polypteridae
Gene: maptb
Product: microtubule-associated protein tau b
Exons: 13
Coding region: 164-1651 (495 amino acids)
Biological process (GO): microtubule cytoskeleton organization; neuron projection development
Cellular component (GO): neuron projection
Molecular function (GO): microtubule binding
Source: RefSeq, a predicted model, not a curated record